Messenger RNA from Sciurus carolinensis (gray squirrel), 4599 nucleotides. RefSeq names its product solute carrier family 25 member 36 (gene Slc25a36). NCBI's taxonomy places the organism in Eukaryota, Metazoa, Chordata, Mammalia, Rodentia, Sciuridae. The transcript is spliced from 7 exons. The record is from RefSeq and is a predicted model, not a curated record. The coding region runs from base 213 to 1148 and encodes 311 amino acids. Gene Ontology annotation, molecular function: pyrimidine nucleotide transmembrane transporter activity. Gene Ontology annotation, cellular component: mitochondrion. Gene Ontology annotation, biological process: pyrimidine nucleotide import into mitochondrion.
GCCCCGCUCCGCGCGCCCUAAGAGCGAGCGGCGGCGCGGCUGCAGCGCGGCAGGGAGGGCUGCGCUGGGUUCCUUUUGCAGCCGCUCUCCGCCAGCUCCCCUCGCCGUCCCGGGGGCGUCGUGCAGCUCCUCCCGGGACCGAAGCCGCCGACCAUAGCGGGCACCUGGAUCCACGUCCCGCCGCAGCGCCCGGAGGACAUGCAGGAGAGAGAAUGAGCCAGAGGGACACGUUGGUGCAUCUGUUUGCUGGGGGAUGUGGCGGCACAGUGGGAGCUAUUCUGACAUGUCCGCUGGAAGUUGUGAAAACACGGCUGCAGUCAUCUUCUGUGACGCUCUACGUCUCUGAAGUCCAGCUGAGCACCAUGGCUGGAGCCAGUGUCAACCGCGUCGUGUCCCCGGGACCUCUCCAUUGCCUAAAGGUGAUCUUGGAAAAAGAAGGGCCUCGCUCCUUGUUUAGAGGAUUAGGCCCCAAUUUAGUGGGGGUGGCCCCUUCCAGAGCAAUAUACUUUGCUGCUUAUUCAAACUCCAAGGAAAAGUUGAAUGGCGUGUUUGAUCCUGAUUCUACCCAGGUACACAUGAUUUCAGCUGCAGUGGCAGGUUUUACUGCAAUCACUGCAACCAACCCCAUUUGGCUUAUAAAGACUCGGUUACAGCUUGAUGCAAGGAACCGCGGGGAAAAGCGAAUGGGUGCUUUUGAAUGUGUUGGUAAAGUGUAUCGGACAGAUGGACUUAGAGGAUUUUAUAGGGGCAUGUCUGCUUCAUACGCUGGCAUAUCGGAGACUGUUAUCCAUUUUGUUAUUUAUGAAAGUAUAAAGCAAAAACUACUGGAAUGUAAAACUGCUUCUGUGAUGGAAAAUGGUGACGAGUCAGUGAAAGAAGCAUCAGAUUUUGUGGGAAUGAUGCUGGCUGCUGCCACCUCGAAAACUUGCGCCACAACCAUAGCAUAUCCACACGAAGUUGUAAGAACAAGACUACGUGAAGAGGGAACAAAGUACAGAUCUUUUUUUCAGACACUGUCUUUGCUUGUUCAAGAAGAAGGUUAUGGAUCUCUGUACCGCGGUCUAACAACCCAUCUGGUGAGACAGAUUCCAAACACAGCCAUUAUGAUGGCCACCUAUGAAUUGGUGGUCUACCUACUCAAUGGAUAGCAGCAAAGGCUGCCGCGCCAGAGAGAAGGAAGACCAAAAAGAUAACACGGACCAUGGAGUAGCGAGGCCAGCGUGGUGGACAGAAGGAAAGUAGUUGGGAACAUGGAACUAUGCCCAUGCAGAAGUUCGGUUGUAGGAGUUAAGGUGGUAUCCGUGCCACAUCACUUAGUGUCUCAGUAAUGGGAAACAUCCUCAGCCACCUUAAAGGAAAUGCCUUUAGAAGCACUCCUUAAAAUUGCCAUUUUCUCUACCAUGUCCACAGAUACAGUUGUGUUUUGUUGAUAAUGGCAUUCAGAAUAUAGUGUCAUUGUUCCAUGAGCAUUUUUUUAAUCUUAUAAACAAAGCCAUCCCUAAAUUAUACUGUAUAACUAUCCAAAGAUUGUAUUUGACAGUCAUAAAUUUCUAACUUGUGGCAUUUAAUUCCUGUAAUACUGUAGAAUAAUAAUAAUAGGUAGCUCCUGAGUAUGUUCCCAUUUUCCUGAAAGGACCUGGCACAGUAUUUUAAAUUCACCUCUUUGGCAUCAGUAGUUAACUGUUAUUGACAGCCAAUGAAAUUGUGUCUAAAUAUCUUGUGUACUUCUAACAUGGAGAUGUUUUGGUUUCCACAACUAACGGGUGCUUGAUGUUGAGCAUAAUGUGGACUUCAGAUUGUUAGCAUAUCAAACUCAUAAUAGUUUGACGAAUAAACUAGUAAAACAUUAAUUCUUGGCCAUUUCAGUGACUUAAAUGUGUCUUUGAAUCUUAUCUAAUUUUAUGGUACAUGAAUGAAUGCAAAUGUCUUCAGUAAUUUACUAGCUAUGGAUUUGAAUUAUCUGUCACCCAUUUAUCAUGCCUAAGUAUCAUUUACUUAAACAGAAAAUUUUACUACUUCUGAAUCUUUGCCUACUUGCUAUCACAUUAAGAAUUCAGACAUUUGAAUUAUUUCCAGAUCUGUAUAGAUCCAAUUUACUUGUAGAGAAAAUGGUAAUUUUCAGUUUUGCCCUUAGUUUUUUUUUUAAAGGAGAUAUUAAGGUGUGGGACAGUAUAAAUAUUGUAGAAGAGGAGCCCUCUGAUUCAGAAGGUGAUGAUCUUAAUUGACUUAGAGUUUAUAAAUGAGCAGUUACUUUUGAUGGAAUUUAUUCUGUCCUAUUUUGUCAAAUGAUCUAUCAUAGAAAGAUUCAGUUAGAGUUAAAUGUGCUGACAGGAUGUAACUUUUAACUUACUAUUGAGUAACCUGCACCUUUUACUACUUUAAACGUACUCUGUGUCUGACCCUUAUGAGAUGUUUGCUGUUAUACAACAUCAGGGAACUUUGCCUAUGGAUGUUGCUAUACUGGCCUAUAAAACUUCUGCAGUUAAACUCCAGUGUGGUACUCAUUUCAUUACACCUUAACUUUACAUUUUGUGCAAUGGCUUUAUCUUAAGAAUGACUCCUUAUGAAUGUACUUUGUGGCCUUGGGGGUGGGAGGUGAGAGGAGAGAAUUUCAUGUUAAGUUUUUGUGUUUUGUUUUUUGUUUUUUUUUUUUUAAUACUGGUCAUGUAUUAGAAACAGUGUUCAUAACAUUUUUCUGGGCUUUUGUUUUGAAGGGCUCACAACGUGUUUAAGCAUUCUUUGUACCCGAUAGUGCCACAACAUGGAGAAGCAGCAUGUCAUUACAAGUUUUUUCUGCUGUCACCAGUGAAGCUCUCUUGAAUUCCCCCACCUUAACUUUGUGUAAUCAGCAGUAACUGGAUGUUUCUGAGGUGCUCAGUUGGAAUUUAAAAUAUUCCAAUCUAUUUGGAGACCAAAGGCAAAUUCAGUUUUGUUACUUUUUUUAUUUAACAUCUUUUAGUUUCUGCUUUGACAUUUAUUGUGAGAAACAUAGCAAGCCCCCCCUCAAAAAAAAAAAAAAAAAAAAAAAACCCACCAGGUUUCUAACUUGAAUCUGUAGAGAAGGUCUCAUUCCAUAACGUUUGCCUUUUUGGUGCCAUUUGUGCUGCCUCAUACAGUGCCAUUUGCCUGUGAAGAUGCAUAAAUACUAUGUUGAAUGUAGGACACACACUCCCUAGUCUUACUGAUUCAGUGCCCACAAAGGAAGAGGACAUGAAAACCAGCAGCUAAGGAACAUCUCAUUUUGUUGUAGCAAAUUGGUAACAAGUGUCCUUCGAGAAUGGUAGUCUGUUUAUAUUUAGCAAGCAAAACUUACUUCGACCUUUUGUGCAUUAUGUUCAGCUUUUAAAGCAAGUAUUAUGUAUGUACUAGAAGGAAAAGAUUUUGAAGUCCUAGACUACAUUUGUGCAACAACUAAAAAGGAGAAACGAAGUCUGUUUUUUCCCCCCAAGUACAUUUCUGCCAUAGUUUACAUUAUGACAGAUCAUUAAAAAAAAAAAAAAAAAACUAUAUAUGAAAGUUACAUAAACAAGUUGAUUUUUCAAUUGAUUCUAACAUUUAUCAAAGCAUUGGACUUUUAAAAACUUACUUUUUGUUUUUUUGUUUUUUCCAUCUGUUUUCUAUCAGAUAACUUUUAAAACUUUGGUAUGGAGAUUGUCAGCACUCCGCAGUGGUAUGUGUUACUACAGAAUCUCCUCAGAAAGUUGAACUGAGCCUCGUUCAGUUCAGGUAGUAGGUGCUGAAAGCUUCCACUCAAAGCAGCCACUCCCAGAAAUGGUUUCCUACGUUCCACAGUCCAAAUCCGAGGCCACCGUGCCACUGCUGUGGUUGUGGAUGCCAUACAGUGCUUUCUACCACGAAGCCUCUGUCUUGGUUCUGAUUAUGUUAAUGUGGUAGAACCAAGCUUCCUAGAAUAGACCCAAAUUGAUUAGUAAUUUGAAACCAAAAUAGAAUGUCAUGAGGUUGUUUAAUCCAGUCUUGUCUCAAAUCUACCAUGCACUGUGGAGUAGCAUUAUUUUAGGACCAACUGAAUUGGGGUUCAGAAUAAUAAAUUAGUCCCUCUUCCAGAGUCCCUUGUGCCUGUCUCUAGUUGACAUGCUCUUCUCCCCAAACAGAGUAAUUGUAGAGACCCUUUGGGGCUGACGAAUACUAUAGGAGAAAAAGACUGACUACUAAUCAUGAGUUUAACAUUCCUAGAAUAUGGACAUUUCUGAAUGGUGUAAAUUGAAAGGAAUUUUAAUAUAUAAAAUACAACAUGCUUUCUGUCCUUGAAUCUCUCAUGCUCUUAUAUUUCCCAUUAGUCUGUACAUUGAUUUUUUUUGCUACUCCUUUAGGAACUGAAAAUUCUGGUCCUACUCAGUUAUGUUAAUGAACUUUUUGAACGUACCCUAGUGUAUGUGAAGAAUUAAGUAUGACCUGUCCGUCAUAGCUAACACAUCAACUUUUAAAGAGUUGGUAACUUUUGCCCAAUUAUGUGAGUUUUGCUCUUCUUUCAUUUCUGUACAUGGCUGUAAAUUAUGUGCAUAUAUUCUGUAUUUAUGUUAACUAGCUUUUACAUGAAUUGUUAAAAUUUUAAAAAUUAAAGUAUGCUUAUGAAAUUGU